AAUCGAACUAAAAAAAUUGUCACUGAAUGCGGGACACGUUUAGGAUACAAAUACGGAACUUGUCCGUACCCGACGAGGAUAAAUGAAAACUUGAAAUAGCGGCAGCUCUGUUAAUCAGUUUCUUCAUUUAUAGUAACUGGCAACACUGCAAGAGUGAAAAGCAGUAGAGUAAGAAAAACCAUGGUGCACACAGCCUACGAUUCGUACCAACUCAUCACCAAUUGCCCCACCAAAAUCGACGCCAUCGGAUCCUACAAUCUCAAUCUCUACGUCAGCUGUUCCGACGGUUGUCUCCGCAUCUACGCGCCGCAGUCGUCCGGCGCCGAUCGAUCCCCGCCGUCCGAUCGGCUUCUCCAAACCCUAGAACUCAAAAAAGAGGCCUACGUGCUUGAACGCACUGUCAAUGGAUUCUCCAAGAGGCCUAUGGUGGCGAUGGAAGUGAUUGCGUCGAGAGAGCUGCUGGUUUCGCUUUCCGAGUCGAUUGCGUUUCAUAGGCUUCCUAAUUUGGAGACGGUUGCGGUGAUUCCCAAGGCGAAAGGAGCGAAUGCGUAUGCGUGGGAUGAUCGGAGAGGGUUUUUGUGCUUUGCGAGGCAGAGGAGAGUUUGUAUUUAUAGACAUGAUGGAGGGAGAGGAUUUGUGGAGGUGAAGGAAUUUGGUGUACCAGAUACGGUUAAGUCGAUGUCUUGGUGUGGGGAGAACAUAUGUUUGGGAAUUAAAAGGGAAUACACCAUAUUGAAUUCUACUAACGGGGCUUUGACUGAGGUAUUUCCAUCUGGGAGGAUUGCUCCACCUUUAGUAGUGUCUCUUCCAUCAGGAGAACUUCUAUUAGGGAAGGACCAGAUCGGAAUGUUUGUGGACCAGAAUGGGAAGCUUCUUCAAGAAGGCAGGAUUUCUUGGUCUGAAGCCCCUGCAGUUGUUGUGAUUCAGAAGCCAUAUGCAAUCGGUCUCUUGCCAAGACAUAUUGAGAUACGGUUUCUACGAGCUCCGUAUCCAUUGAUACAAACAAUUGUUCUUCGUAAUGUUCAUUGUCUUGUACAUAGUAGUAAUACAAUCAUUGUUGCACUUGAAAACUCUAUUCAUGGAUUCUUUCCUGUACCUCUUGGUGCACAGAUUGUACAAUUAACAGCAUCUGGAGAUUUUGAGGAAGCUUUGUCCUUGUGUAAGCUACUCCCACCAGAAGAUUCAAACCUCCGAGCCGCAAAGGAGCAAUCUAUCCAGAUAAGAUAUGCUCAUCAUUUAUUUGAAAAUGGGAGCUAUGAGGAGGCUAUGGAACAUUUUUUGGAAUCUCAAGUUGAGAUGACCUAUGUGCUUUCUCUAUAUCCGUCAAUUACUAUUCCCAAAACUUCGAUCCUUUCUGUAACUGAAGGGUUCAUGGACAUCACAGGGGAUGCUUCAGAUCUAUCUAGAGGUUCCUCUGGUAUCUCAGAUGAUUUAGACUCUGUACCUCAGUUAUCAGAAUCUGAUGAAAGUGCAGCUCUCGAGUCCAAGAAAAUGAGCCACAAUACACUGAUGGCUCUUAUCAAAUUUUUGCAAAAGAAGAGGUUCAGUGUUGUUGACAAGGCCACUGCUGAAGGAACUGAGGAGGUUGUUUCAGAUGCCGUGGGACGUCAUUAUAAAUCUUAUGAAACAAGUAGGCAUAAUAAAUCGAAUAAGGGAAGGCUUAAUAUCCCCAUUAACUCAGGUGCCAGAGAGAUGGCAGCCAUAUUGGACACUGCACUUCUUCAAGCUCUGAUUUUAACUGGGCAGCCUUCUUCUGCUUUGGAACUGCUCAAAGGACUUAACUAUUGUGAUUUGAAAAUAAGUGAGGAAUUUCUGCACAAAAGGAAUCAAUAUGUCUGCCUUCUAGAAAUCUACAGAUGCAAUGCAAUGCAUCAUGAAGCUCUAAAACUUCUUCAUCGAUUAAUAGAAGAUUCAAAGACAGACAAACAUCAGAUUGAGAUUACCCAGAAGUUCAAGCCUGAAAUGAUUAUUGAAUAUCUUAAACCUCUCUGUGGUACUGAUCCUAUGAUUGUCCUGGAGUAUUCAAUGCUUGUUCUUGAAAGCUGCCCGUCGCAAACUAUUGAGCUCUUUUUGUCUGGAAACAUUCCUGCAGAUUUGGUCAACUCUUAUUUAAAGCAGCAUGCUCCGAACAUGCAAGCCACAUAUUUAGAACUAAUGCUUGCAAUGAAUGAACAUGGGAUUUCAGGAAAUCUCCAGAACGAAAUGGUUCAAAUUUAUCUCUCUGAAGUGCUUGAUUGGUACACUGAUCUCAGUUCUAAGGAGAAUUGGGAUGAGAAAGCUUCUUGCCCAUCAAGGAAGAAGCUAUUGUCUUCCUUGGAGGGUAUCUCAGGUUAUAACCCGGAGGUUUUGUUAAAGAGACUUCCACAAAAUGCUUUGUAUGAAGAGCGAGCACUUCUGUUGGGAAAGAUGAACCAACACGAGCUUGCGUUGUCCAUAUAUGUUCACAAGCUUCAUGUUCCUGAACUCGCGCUAUCUUACUGUGAUCGGGUUUAUGAGUCUGGACUUCAUCAGCAAUCUGUGAACACUUAUAACAAUAUAUACCUCACUCUACUACAAAUUUACUUGAAUCCUAAAAAAACAAUCAAAAAUUUUGAAAAACGAAUCACUAAUCUGGUGUCAUCUCAAAGUAAUAGCACUCCGAAACUCAGUACAUGGACUGCAGUUAAAACAAAAGGCGGUCGAUUAUCCAAGAAGAUUGCAGAGAUUGAAGGAGCAGAGGUCAUGCGAAUCAGCCCAAGUAGCACUGAUAGUGGGAGAAGUGAUGGUGAUGCAGAUGAUCAUGGUGAGGAAGAAGGUUCCAGUAUCAUGUUAGAAGAGGUCCUUCAUCUGUUGGGCCAGAGGUGGGACCGUAUUCAUGGAGCACAGGCUCUAAAGCUUUUACCAAGAGAGACCAAGCUACAGAAUUUGCUUCCUUUUCUUGGACCUCUUUUGAGAAAAUCUAGUGAAGCAUACCGGAAUUUGUCGGUUAUAAAAAGAUUACGAGAGAGUGAAAACCUCCAGGUAAAAGAUGAAUUGUAUGACCAACGGAAAACAGUUGUGAAGAUCACAGGUGAUAGUAUAUGUUCUCUUUGCAACAAGAAGAUAGGGACUAGUGUGUUUGCUGUCUAUCCAAACGGUAAGACAAUUGUACACUUCGUUUGCUUUCGAGAUUCACAGGGUAUGAAGGCUGUGGCAAAGAAAGGAACACCUCUUCGGAAACGAUUGUAGAGAUGCGGAUGCCUGCGGUUUGAAGUAAAUUAUUUGCUACUGUAUUGACCUAUCAAAUAUGGUAGGAAGUUGGGAAGAUAUUUAUUGGGGGUCCACAAUGCUUGGCUUUCUGUGUCGUACUAAAUUUGCCUGCUUGCGAAAGAAUGACAGCAUUAUUAGUAUAAGAUUGGUUUUGGAGAUACAGGACAUAGCAUGGAAGUAAGUUUGCUGUAUUGUUUCCGGGUGAUGAUUGCACUGCGGGUAGUGCCUUGUAUUUUUUUUGGUGUGACAUACAAAUUUGGAAGCUUUCACGGGUAGCUAGUAUACUACCUCCGUUUGGAAAUCUCCACCCUUCUGUUGUAAAUGUAAAUAGGAAGUACUACACAUAUUUAGUAAUGGUUUGGAUUUAUCUA
This is a messenger RNA of Daucus carota subsp. sativus, 3599 nucleotides long. RefSeq names its product vacuolar sorting protein 39. The transcript has 12 exons. Bases 181 to 3207 code for a protein of 1008 amino acids. Gene Ontology annotation, biological process: vesicle-mediated transport; intracellular protein transport; endosomal vesicle fusion. Lineage: Eukaryota; Viridiplantae; Streptophyta; Magnoliopsida; Apiales; Apiaceae. Gene Ontology annotation, cellular component: membrane; cytoplasm. The record is from RefSeq and is a predicted model, not a curated record.